CUAUCAACGAAAUUUUCCCGUGCCUUUUUUUUAAAAAUAAUUGGGUGUCUGAUGCUUAAGCUCGUCUUGACUAUUCUCGGAAUUCUGAGUAGUUUUUGCCGAUGGUGGGAGUAGAACCUGCGAGUUUUAAGCUCGUCUUGACUAAUCUCGGAACUUUGAGUAGUUUUUGUUGAUGGCGGGAGUAGAACCUGCGAGUUUGAUGUUUCGUUUAUUUAACCCAAACAAAGAUGAAGUUUGUAAUUUAAGUUCCUUAUUCCCUAUUGACACUCCUUUUCAAGAUAUUGAAAACCACACGAGGAGGCUGCUUUAAGCCAUAAGGAGCCAGAGUGUCACCAUUGGAGGUCUACAAAACCAUAGGCGAAUAUGACAAUCACCACCACGCCAGUUGUCAAAGACGGCUGCCUCAUGGUCCGGGGCAAGGUAGUUUUGACCGGAGUUCCACCAAAUGUUGUCAUUUCUCCAGCGAGUGGUGGAUCAGCAUUCAUUGGAGCAAGUUCAAAAAACCUGAGUUCUUACCAUGUUUGCAGUCUUGGUGUUCUUGAGGGCUACAAAUUCGUGUGCCUCUUUAUAGCCAAGAUAUGGUGGAUGAUACCGCGACAUGGAAAAUCUGGCAGCGAAAUUCCAAUGGAAACUCAGAUGCUUUUAUUGGAAGUAAAAGAGAAGUCUGUGCCAAGUGAUGAGGCAUCUUUUGAGCCGGACACUGGAAAUACAUUCUACAUUCUGCUAUUGCCCACCUUGGAUGGACCAUUUAGGACUACUCUCCAAGGGACGACUUCAAAUGAGCUCCAGUUCUGCAUCGAAAGUGGUGAUCCAAAUGUCCAAACUUCGCAAGCAUUUGAAGCGGUGUUUAUGAAUUCAGGGGACAACCCUUUUGAGCUCAUCAAGGAUUCUAUCAAAAUACUUGAGAGGCACAAGGGGACUUUUAGUCACAUUGAGAACAAGAAGAUACCUGCACAUUUGGACUGGUUUGGAUGGUGCACAUGGGAUGCUUUCUACACUAAAGUCAAUCCAAAAGGGAUCAAGGAGGGUCUUCAAAGUUUCCAAGAAGGCGGUUGUUCGCCUAAAUUUUUGAUAAUUGAUGAUGGAUGGCAAGAGACAGUAAAUGAAUUCCACAAGGAAGGAGAACCACUUAUCGAAGGAACUCAGUUUGCAACCAGAUUAGUAGACAUCAAAGAAAACAGCAAGUUUAAGGCCUCAGGCUCGGAUAACUCUUGCAUUGAUCUCAAAGAGUUCAUUGAAACCAUAAAAGAGAAAUAUGGCUUGAAAUAUGUUUACAUGUGGCAUGCUUUAGCCGGUUACUGGGGAGGACUCCUUCCUUCAUCUGAAAACUUGAAGAAGUACAAUCCGAAGAUUGCAUAUCCGGUUCAGUCACCAGGGAACCUAGGGAAUAUAACGGACAUAGUACUGGACAGCUUGGAAAAAUAUGGAGUUGGGGUUAUUGACCCUGAAAAGGUUUAUGACUUCUACAACGAUCAACACAGCUACCUUGCUAGUAGCGGUGUUGAUGGUGUCAAAGUUGAUGUCCAAAAUUUGAUGGAAACCUUAGGCUCAGGCCUCGGUGGUAGAGUCUCGGUUACUAGACAAUAUCAACAGGCACUCGAAGAAUCAAUUUCCAAAAAUUUCGCAGACAAUAACCUGAUUGCUUGCAUGUGUCACAACACGGAUUCCAUAUACAGUUCAAAGAAGAGUGCUACAGCAAGAGCAUCAGAGGAUUUCAUGCCUAAUGAACCAACAUUUCAGAGCCUACAUAUUGCAUCUGUGGCCUUUAACAGUCUUCUUCUGGGGGAGAUUGUGGUGCCAGAUUGGGACAUGUUCCAUAGCAACCAUAACACUGCAGACUUCCAUGGUGCAGCAAGAGCAAUCGGUGGAUGUGCCGUAUACGUAAGCGACAAGCCAGGAGAACAUGACUUUGAAAUUCUCCGAAAACUUGUGCUGCCUGAUGGAUCUAUACUAAGAGCUAAAUAUGCAGGGCGACCAACAAGAGAUUGCUUGUUUCAGGAUCCAGUAAUGGAUGGAAAAAGUUUGUUCAAGAUAUGGAACAUGAAUAAGUUAUCAGGAGUGGUAGGUGUUUUCAAUUGCCAAGGAGCCGGUAGCUGGCUAAUGAAACAGGUGGCACAAGAGGUGACGAACUUGACAUCCACAGCUAAACCUCUAUCAGCUCGGAUUAGUCCUCUCCAUGUUGAAUUUCUUGAGGAAGUCGCGGGGGGAGAUUGGAGUGGAGAUUGUGCAGUUUAUGCAUUCAACUCAGGAUCUCUUUCAAAAGUUCCAAACAAAGAAAGCCUUGAAGUGUCACUAGAUGUCCUAAAAUGUGAAAUAUUCACCAUAUCCCCUAUUAAGGUUUACAAUCAGAACAUUCACUUCGCGCCAAUCGGUUUACUUGACAUGUACAACUCAGGAGGGGCAACAGAGUCUCUGAACUGCUCACUAGAUCCUAAAGGGUGCUCAAUAAAGAUCAAAGCACGGGGAUGUGACCGUUUUGGAGCCUAUUCAAACACGAAACCGUUGUGUUGUAAGGUGGAUAUGAAGGAGGAGGAGUUCACUUACAUCGUUGAGGACGGAUUGCUGACAUUGGAACUUGAAGGAGAAUGCAGUUUGAAAGAGAUUGAAGUUUCCUAUUGAAAUUGUCAAAUGUGUCUCCUAUUUUCAUCACAUGAGCUCUACAAAGAAGUUUUACAACAUAAGUGAGCUAUGUUAAGAAAGUAAAGAACAAAGGAGCUCAAAUUUGAGUGUUUUGGAUUGCUUUACACGUUUGUUAAUCUUCUUGUUCUUUUAUUGCAUUUUCUUUGCAUUGAAUGAUGUAAUUGGCAAGAGCCUUAGUAGAUGAAUAAGUAUUGAAUGGUCCAGAGGGACCGUAACAUGGUGCCCUUACUCCGUUAGAAAUUCACGUGGAUUCCACAACUAA
Rhododendron vialii is the source of this 2902-nucleotide messenger RNA. RefSeq names its product probable galactinol--sucrose galactosyltransferase 2. The record is from RefSeq and is a predicted model, not a curated record. The transcript is spliced from 15 exons. NCBI's taxonomy places the organism in Eukaryota, Viridiplantae, Streptophyta, Magnoliopsida, Ericales, Ericaceae. The coding region runs from base 364 to 2619 and encodes 751 amino acids.